GUAUAAAUAUUGGUAAAGUUUUGCUGGCAAGUUUAAUGACAUAUUUAUACAGUAUUCAUCUUGCAAACUGUCUGUUCCAGGUUAAUACUUUAGUGUAAAGAGCUAGAAAUGGGUGAUACCACCCCAACUCAUGGCACUACUGACUACGAUUAUCUCAUCAAGUUUCUUACAUUAGGUGAUUCAGGUGUUGGUAAAACCAGUUUUUUACAUCAGUAUGUCGAUAAAACAUUUAGUACAAAGUUCAUCUCAACAGUCGGCAUAGAUUUCAAAGAGAAGAGAGUGGUACACAGAGUUCCAGGUGUGGAUGGUGCUGUGGGGAAGAGUAACAGAAUACAUUUACAGUUAUGGGAUACUGCUGGUCAGGAAAGAUUUCGGAGUUUAACAACUGCAUUUUUCCGAGAUGCAAUGGGCUUCCUUUUAUUAUUUGACUUAACCAAUGAGCAAUCAUUUUUAAACAUACAGAACUGGCUCAGUCAAUUACAGACACAUGCUUAUUGUGAAAACCCAGAUAUUGUACUUUGUGGUAAUAAGUCAGACCUUGAAGAUCAUAGAUGUAUUUCUGAUGAGAGAGCGAGAGAAACUGCAGAAAAAUUUGGGCUUCCAUAUUUUGAGACAAGUGCAGCCAAUGGUCAGAAUGUAGCUAAGUCUAUAGAAUGUUUGUUAGACAUGGUAAUGUUGAGGAUGGAGAGCUGUGUGGACAAGUCUCAACUACCAGGGAUCAGAAGUAAUGCUCAGAUGAAUGGUUACCAUAUGGACGAAGCAGGGGAAGGCGGAUGCGGAUGUUAGAAAAAAUGGCUGCAAGAAAAUGGCCACUGUGGUGUUUGUCAAGAUGUGCCACAAUGUUACUUUACUUAUUUGUUAUCUAUUGUGAUCCCAAAAGUGAAAUUAGAAAAUUAAUUAAUUUUCCGAUUUAUAAAAUGAUGGAUUGUAAAAAUAAAACUCACAAAAUGCUGAAAAGUAAUUGAAGAUAAGGCUGAAAAAUGGAUGUCAUAUUUUUCAUUUAAAUUCAACUCUUUGCAGGUUAAGUAAUAAGCCAUUUUUUUUUUAUCUAAAGGAUUAUUGGAGAUUUCCUUAUCCUUACUCAAAAAUGAAAACCAAGCCAUGUCAUUGGUUAAAUUUUCAUUGUUUAGAGCCAUUGAUAGCCAAUUAAAACUGUUUGUUAAAAUUUUGAAUAAUAAUACCCAGAAUGCCAUCAAUUUUUAUAAGCAAUAAGCAUAAUAAUAAUUUCUAAUGAACCAAUAUAUUUGUAUUGGAAGAAAAGAUCAGGGUUUGAAGUCAUAAAACUAUGCUCAGUGCUUGGAGCAUAAAAAAGCUUGCUGGAAACAUGAAAUCCAGCAUUUUGAUUGGUUGAUUUUGGAGUACGAGGAACAGAAAACUGACUCCAAAGUUUUAUGACUUCAUUGCCUCAUCUUUCAUCAAUUGAUAAGAUUUAAAAUGUCAUGUUUGCUCAGUUUGUAAUUGCAAGAGAUUUCUAGAAAUAUGACAGCAUUACUUUGAUAUUUAGAUAUUAAAUAGAUUUGUUUGAAAUCCCUGUUAAUUUGGUGCUGUCGUAGCAUGCUCCUAUAUGCAUGGCCCUUUGUUCAAAUUGAAAUUAUUUGGUUGUAUAAUGUUUUUGUUCUAAGAUAUUUUGAGGGAGGCUGUAGCCCAGAAUAUCUUAGUACGGUUGUGAGAAGAAAACGUUUUUAGUCUUUUGGUCUCAUGUCACUUAUUUUCAAGUAUUUGAAAUAUGAUAUUAUGGCAUUCACAAUUAAUAAUGAAAGUUUUUGCCAUUUUUUUAAUAAAUUUUUUUGCUUAUUUCAACAAUUUUCAAUGUUUAUAAGGACCUGAUAAUUGAUAUAAUUUUAUGUCAGAAAUCCAGUUAUUUAUCAUUUUUACUUUUGUUAUUUGUUUUCUGUAACUAUUUAAUGUCAUAUACAAGUUAAAUGUUUAGUUUUUGUAUAACACUGUAUCGUUCAUCAAACCAGCAAAUUCAUUAUAGAACAUUUGUUUUUGUGUCAUUUUUUUUUUUGAAUCCUGUGAUUUUUUCAUCAGGAACCAUGAAUCAUAAAGUAAAUUUAAGGUUUCCUGAUGUUAUAACUAGCAACAAAGUACAAAAUAUCAAUUAACAGGAAAUAUAAUUACUAUUCUUUCAUUAUUUACAAUAAGAUGGGUGUUCUUCAGUUUCUAAAAACCAUGGAAAUUGAAGUUUGGUGCUGUUAUUCUAUUUAUAGAUCUGUACCCUUUUACUUUUCAUUGACAUUUUUAGAGAACAUUUUACCACAGAAAUCCAUAGAGAAUUUGAUUUUUUUUUUUACAUGACGAAAUAUUUAAAGCUUUUUAGAGCUAAUUUCCUUGUGCAUGUAGAGCAAGACUUUGGUUAGCUUGCUUGCUUGUUAUAUUUGUAUAUUGACAAUUGUAAUUGGGAAAACAUCCAAUUAUAUUUAAAUAUAAUAGAUACAGGUUUAACUAUGCCUAUAUAUAUUUGUUUGCAGAUGUCAAUCUUGAUUACGAAGCUUGAGUAAAUACAAACAAAGCAAGCAAGUAAGCCAACCAAAGUUUUACCCUACAAGCAUUAGGAAAUUAGCUGUUAUCCCCUUUUUGUCAUUCAAUCCUUCCAAUGUUAUUUUGUUGAUCUGUAGAACUACAUUUUACGUAAUAUUUUGUUGUUUAAGUUUAUAUUUAUGUAUUUGUAUGUUAUAUGUGUUAAGGAGCUUUUGCUCAGCUAGAUUAUAGUUUUUGAUUAAGAUUCUAGAAGCUAUGUACAUUUAAUUGAUAAGUUCAACACCAGACUGUGACCUAAUUAUAUGCAUUUCACAGUGAUUGCAUAAUUAUUUUCAAAAUGCUAAAUCUAUACUGUUUUUUUUUUUUUUUUUUUUUUUUUUAUCUUAAUCAAUAAAUAACACCUAAGUGACCAUUUCUCAUAGUAUUUUUAUGUCCUUGUCACUAUGCAAUAGGGCAUAAUAAAGUUUUACCCUUUUCCGUCCCUACGUUCCUUGUUUUGUUUCCAUUCUCUAACUAUAGUUUGGUCUAGAUAAUGUUGUGAAACUUAUACAAUGCUUUUUACCACCAUAGACUGAUCAAUUUGUUAUUUUCUUGAGUUAUGUCCACUUGCAUUGCCUUUUAAGGUUGUACCUAACACUACAGGGAGAUAACUCUGUAAAGUCAGCUAAAUGUUUUAAUUACAUUGUGUUGUAAAGGGAAUGUUAAACUUCUCAAUGAUCAAAGUUGGUGUUUUUCAAACUGCUAUAUAUCCAGUGUCAUUUUUCUAACAAAACGGUUGGUUCAAAAUUUUUGAAAUUUUUAUAUUUUUGUUAAAGGGUCAAGGUAAAUACAUUGUCCAAAUUUUAUGAAAAUUAAACGAGCCAAAUUAAUUUUAGUUAGAGUGUUGGUUACCACCUUAAAUAGAAAAAUUGCUGAAUUAGACAUACAUUUUCAAGUGGAUCCUAGUUUACUGAAAAAAAUAAAUUUGCUUCAUUUUAUUUUGAAAACAAAUCCCAGUAAAUGAACAUGUUGAAGACCGUACUUUGACCUAUAAUGGUUUACUUUUACAAAUUGUGACUUGUAUGUGUUGUUGUCGCAUUGGCACUCAUACUAUAUCUUCUUAUAUCUAUUGUUAUGGUUGUGUUUAAGACUUUCAAUAAUUAUAGUUGUAGGUCUGUCCAGUUAAGAUUGGGCUAUUCCAUUAAAACAAUUCAGAGGAAGGCUUUUUAAAAUUUAAAUAAUAACAAACAUACAUUCAUAAUAUAUUGUUUUCGCAUUAUAACUAGCUCACAACCUUGAAUGACCAACAAAUUGUGACUAAAAGAAAAAUAAACUUCUCACCCUACCACAUUCUUUAAUAUGGAAUAGUCUGUAUUGUUAAUUAUCUUAUGAAAACAUGAUAAUUGGAUCAGAUGCUUGGUUGUGAAGAGAUUAUUUUCUUGCUUUUUUGUAAUUUUAUAUUUUUACAGCUACAUUUGUGAAGAAUAUUAAAUUUCCAUGUUAUCUUGGUACACAAAGAAAUGUGUCCAGAAAUUAUGGCACACUUCAAUGUAGUUCUAUGAUUAAUUCUUUAUAUUUUAUCUUCGAUAUUUAGAAAUAGUUUAUUGAAAUACAAUUUAGAUAUCUAAAAAUAUUGAAUCAGAACAUAAUAUGCUUAUAGUAUAAUAGCAUAAUUGACGGUAGCUUUAUUAAUUUCUUUGCACUAGAAGAACUGAAAAUUGUUCCAGUAAUGAAGAGAAGAAAGUGGAUUUUUUUGUAUAUAUAUUUUGUAUAAUGUUUUUUUCUGUCAUAUCUUCUUUUCUUUGUAACAAAAACCCCUUUUUCUCUCCCAGAAAAAAAUGCAGGACAAGGAUGUUUUUUUUUAACAAAAGUGUAUUUAUAGAAACUAAUCUCUUAGUGGAUGAAUACUUGCUUUUUUUUCAAUCAACACCCUAACUGCAUUUUCAGAGUGUUUAGAUAAGUUUAUUUUAUGUAAGGUAUUCAAUAUUUUUGAAAGUUUUUCUAGACAAUGAGUAAUGUAGUAUACUUUGGUAAUAAAUAAGAAUAAGAAUAAAAUUGUUUAUUAUAGUGUCACAUAUUGAUUGAAACAAGGCAUUCACACAAUAUUCAUAUACAUACAAACAACAAUCAAUAUCCAGCUAACAAAUGAUGAGCUUGUUCUUUUGACAAUAUGUAUAUAUAGUCCAUAUUAUAACUUUUUUUUUAAAGCUAUUUGAAUUUGGAUAAUUAUUAUACACGAUCUUUGUGAUAUCUUAAAAAAUCUAGUCUCUAACUUUCUUAACUGUCUGUUAAAUAAAUGAGAGCAUUUUUUUUUAAUAUCUUUAUUUUAUUUUACAGACUUAAUAAAAAAUCUAAUAGUAUAUUUAAUAUAUUCAAAGAAGUUGCCACACAUAAACAUAUGUAUACUAAAUAAACAAAUGUAAAAAGGUGAAGGUUGUAAAAUAAUGUAAUUAGUAGGUUUAAUAUAGUUAUAUCAACAUAGUAAUAUAUAUUCUGGUUUAAGAUGGGUCAUAUUACCAUUAAAAGGGGGGAUGGCUUGCAGCCUUUUUUUAAUAUUGGGAAACUAAAUCACUAAUUCAAAGGGUGAUCUUUCUCAUGGUGUAUUCAGCUUGACCAUCAAUAUUGACUUUAAAAAAAAAAAAAAGUUUGAAGGCAUAUUUUCAGAAUGCUUAGGGACGACAUCAAAAGUUCAAUAAAGGAUAAAAAAAACUUAAUUCACACAUGUUUUUCACUGAUGUCCGUUAGGUAUAAAUGAAAUUAAAAAUCUAAGAUUCAAAAUUAAUUAUCAUGCUACAGAUCAAGAUGGAAUAAGGAUCUGCAAAACACAGUUGUUUAAAAUUGUCAACAUGUUUCUUCUUUUUAAUGAUACAUGUAACACAAAAUAUAUUUUAUAAUUAUAUUUGAAUAUGCUUUGUUAUUACUAUUAUUAAGUUUAUAUAAACCAAGCCAUUGUAGAUGUGGUCCUAAUAGUUAAUAUAUAAUUAAGAUGUAAAAUUCCUAAUUUUUAUAAUUAUCUUUAUUAGCAAAAGUCGGUUAGAUAGAUUUUUAUUUGAUUAUGAGAAGGAGGAAAAUAAUGAUAGGUUUUUUUUUCCAUUAUAAAUAUUAGGGAAAAAUCAUGUGCAUUUUUACAGUGGAAAAAUAACCCUCAAUUAUAUUAAAUAAUAAAAUGUAGGAUUAAUACUAAAGUGAAAAUAUCUGCUGAAUUAUUGAUAAUAAUGUAAAGGAGUAUGGCCACAAAGGCAUUAAAUUGGUCCUAAAAAUCAAAGUUUGUACCGUUAAUAUCAUAUGUAAAACCCUAUAAGGGCUAUUCCAGAAAAAAAUGUAUGGGUGGAAGGCAGUUUUUGUCAGCACCUGUACCAAGACAAUUGUAAAUUAGAAUUAUAGUGCAUUAAAGUGUGAAAAUUUGCUCUGAUACCCAUCACCCAUGUAUUACAAUGUGCCUUCAAAACCCCCCAUACAUUUUUUUCUGGAAUAGCCCUAAUUAUAAUCUUAAAUAUGAAAAUCUAGAUACACUAUGAAAACAAAUUUUGUUGUCUUCUGUUCCUUGUAACAAUGUUUACAGCUUUGACAUUCAAAAGUGUGAUAUUUAAUAAGUAUAUUGCUACAUUGCCUGUUUUUAUGCAUUUGUAAGGUCUAUUUCCUUCUAAAUAAAAUCAUUGACCACAUCCUUUGACAAAAAUAAAAUUGUUAUAAAAAGAUGUAUAUGUGUCCGAUGAACAUAAACACAAAAGUUAUGGUCCUUGCAUGUGGCCAAAAAUAUUUUAAAGCAAACUUAUUUAAUUUAGGCAAAAAUAAGUAAUUUUUUUUACUAUUAUUGUCUUCAAAGGACAUUUCAAUUGUUCUCAUGCAUCAGAGCUUGUAGAAUUUGUAAUUUUAAUACACUAGCAUAUUUUGUAAAAUAUGGGUAAAUUCUUAGAAUUUUAGGGCCAAUAAGGACCUUUUGUGAAUGUACUCCUUUUGGCAAUCUUAUAGUGCAAUAAAUCAUGUGAAAAUUCGAAUUCAUAUAAAAUAUAUUCUGUUUGAAUAUUUUCAAAAUAAUUUUUGACAUUUUUUUUAUUAUGAAUUUUUGUAUGUUUUAAUGUUAAUUGUGACUUUUUGUAAAAGAAGGAGGUUAAAAGUAAAAUUUUUCGUGUGUUGUUCAUGUAUUGUUGUAAAGUACUUUAUCUGUCUUGCAUGAAGAGAAAUACAUUCCAACUUUGUUGUUAUAUGCAUUGGGUUUACAUUUACCAUAAGAAUUAAGAAUUAGGUUGAUUUUUGGUGUUUUAACACCACUUUUAAGCAACGCAUUUAGGCUAUUUUGUGGCGGCUAGUUUUUAUUGGUGGAGGAAGCCGGAGUGCCCAGAAAAAAGCACUGACCUUCAAUAGGAAAACGGACAUUCCUUGUCAAUUUAGAUUGGAAUCUAGUGCAACCGUUUGAACGGGGGUUCGAACAUACAACCUCAGUGUUGACUGGCUAGUGAUUACAGUAGCAACUUCUUAGACCAUUCAACCACUGAGGCCCAAUGAGACUAGGAGUCAAGUGCUUCUUUUUAUUAUGAUUUGUUUAUCAAGUUGUUGAGUAGACCUUAAAUAAAGAAUUGUAGGUCAAGUACUCGUACAAGAUAAUACACGAAGUCUCCUUUGUCAUCAUAAAUAGUUGGUCAUAAAAAUCACAGUAGCAGAAUAUUUUAUUAAUUUAUUCAGAAAUCAAACUUGAUUUUUAUGGUAGAUUUAAACUUAGUAUAAAAUGUUGGUUAUUGUUAUAAAAUGAUUAUUGUUAAUUUUUAAAUUUAAAGAUAUUUAAUUGUUCACACUGAAAAAUAAACCUUUUUUUCACUUUUUUUAACUUAAAUAAAUGUUUAUUGUAAACAAGAAACCUACUUUUGUGAUAUUUUGUAAUCCUAUUGUUGGGAACAUUUGUUAUUUUGUGAAACAAGUUCUAAGGAUUUUAUAAUAAUUCAUUGGCUAUUAGUAUUUGUGGAUAUAGGGGGUAAAGGUGAACUAUAAACUCAAAUAUUCAACAAAAGACCAAUUCUAUAUAGUCAAUUAUGCAUAAUUUGACCAAACCACAUAUUUAAGUACCCACUAAAAUACAGUUAGUUCUAAAUGCACGAAAAUAAAUUGUAUCUCUUGUAUUUCUUUUAAAAAUUUUCCUUUAUUUUGUUUUACUGAAUUUGGUUAAACUCAAACUUAACAGAAUUCUUAAAACAUUUUUUUCAAUUAACUUUUCUGUGAUACAUUAAUUCUCAAAAGGGAGAUAAUUUACAAAAUAGAUUCUUUACACUUGUUCUAUCUAAUUUAAAAUAGCUUACAAUAUGUUAUGAAAUACCAUUGAAAAUUUACUACCAGUAUUUAAUAACGGAUAAAUUUGCAUAUUUUGAGUUUGUUCUGAAGGUUUGCUUGUUUGUUGGUAUUAAAGCCAUAUUUCAGAAACCAUAGCCACAACAGGGGCGUAUCCAGCCAUUUUAAAAAAGGGGGUUCCUGACCCAGGACAAAAGGGGGGGGGGAGGGGGGUUCCAACUGUAUGUCCCCAUUCAAAUGCAUUGAUCGUCCAAAAAAACAUGUUGACUGGUUUUUUUUAUAGGAGGAAAAGACAAGUUUGGGGAAAACCAUGACCUUCUAAAUUUCAGAUUAAAGAAGUUUCUGUGAUAGGUGUCACAGGUUAUAGUAAACUUGAUUUCAUGAGGAACAUGUUCUUAAAAGAUUACCAGCUUAAUUAACCAGUUAAGUAAUGACUUCAUAUUUAACUGUUUGACUGAUAAUGAAAUUUCAAUGGUAUUUUUAUACUAUAUGUAACUUGUUAACACCAUGAUACUGUUAUAUCUAUAUAUUGUUAUAUCUCAAUAUUUACAAUAAACUAUUUUAUCCA
Mytilus trossulus (common blue mussel) is the source of this 8308-nucleotide messenger RNA. RefSeq names its product ras-related protein Rab-27A-like. Gene Ontology annotation, biological process: positive regulation of exocytosis; exocytosis. The record is from RefSeq and is a predicted model, not a curated record. The transcript has 6 exons. NCBI's taxonomy places the organism in Eukaryota, Metazoa, Mollusca, Bivalvia, Mytilida, Mytilidae. The coding region runs from base 109 to 786 and encodes 225 amino acids. Gene Ontology annotation, cellular component: secretory granule; Golgi apparatus; exocytic vesicle. Gene Ontology annotation, molecular function: GTP binding; GTPase activity.